AUGGCAGGAAUUACGGACUUCGAGGUCCACGGCUUUGUGAUCUCGGGAUUUCCACUCGGAAUCGAGAGCAGAUCUAGGGUCACUCUAUCGAGGCGAGCCAUAAUAGAAGGCACGGAACUACCUCAAACUCCGAAAGAGCGCAUCUACCGAACGCUUGUGGUGCUCUUUCGCGCGAUGCUAUUCUACAGAAACCUCGAGGAGUUUGAUGGCUUUGAGAAAUUAAUCACCAAGGCCAUGGGUAUCUAUUCCAACUCGGAACCAUUCCUGGAGGCCGCCGCCCGGUUUUAUGUUCGGGCCCGAGAUCAAUAUAUCACGCGAAACGGCUGCGAUGGUGACAGGAAGUGUCUUCUUGCCUCCCUCGUCGACCAGUGGCGCCACCGUCGACGGGCGGAUAUCGCUGCUAGCCUUAAAUUCGGGAGCGGCGAGGCCAAAGACCAUUAUGCCCGCCAAUUUGGCUCCGAGGAUGCUAGUUAUCCCGGCACUCCUGUCUGGGAGCCCGCAUCCACAACCUCAGUCAAGAAUGGCCCUCGACGUGCUGACACCGCGAUCAACAUCGCGAACAGCAGUGCUCAGGCUAAAGCUGCUGAAACUAGGGAAGCCCGUCCCCCGAAGCGGAAACUGGAGUCCUCUUCGCUAAAAAUUGAUACACAUGCUAGAAGGCCGCUGAGCCCGAACUGGCAUGGCCGUCUGGAUAGGUGGACCCCUGCUACCGAAGAGGCUGCUACGCGUGCCGCAGGCCGCUUAAGCCCUUAUGCCCAUGAGAAAGGCCAUCUUCAGGAAAUGUUAAGCGCUGGGAAGGGUGCGGAAGUGGCUUCUUUCCCUCUAGAAUCAGACCCUCCCUGUAUGGCUGGUGAGGCUUGCAUGGUCACGGACCCUUUGCCCAAGGCUAACAAUAUGCCCCCGGAGCGACGUACCACGGAAGAAAAUGCCGAGCCGAGAAGCCAAUCGCGAACUUCGCCUUCCCUCAGCGGCCUGCAUUCGGACAUGUCUCAGGGCCCAGAAAGUGGUGGGAGGAGCUUUGAAGACUCGGUUCAAGAACUAAUCUGGAGCUCCGAGCUUACCGUUUUGUCCCAAAGGACGGCAGAAUUAGAGAAUCUGGCGAUCUCGAAUAAGCUCAAGAGCAAGGGUCUGACGCGUCUACGAUGGUACUGCCAAGUCUGCGAAAAGGCUUGCCGAGAUGCAAAUGCCUUCAAGAUGCACUGUAUGUCGGAGUCGCACGUACGAAACAUGGUUAUUGUCGGGGAGAAUUCGAAGGCCUUCAUCCAAGAUUAUAGCGAUACGUUGAUGAAGGAUUUCAUCGGCCUGCUGAAGACGGCGCAUGGCGAGAAGCAGGUCAACGCGAAUCAUUUCUACCAAGAAUACAUCGCCAACAAGGACCACGUCCACAUGAACGCGACAAAGAGGCAGGAGGCCCUGAGGCGGAAGAAUCUGCAGGACCAGGGCGACGAGGAGCUCGAGACGAAGAUGAUUCGCGAACAGAUUAAGCGGGCGCAGGCGGCGGCGCAGGCGUCCCACAUGACGGAGGAAGAGAGGGCGGAAAAGGAGCAGCAGCUGAAGCAGGCCGAGGAGACGGCCGCCAAGGACACCGCGGCCCCGGGUGUGGCCACGGACGGUCAGGAACUCGAGCCAGCCGUGGGCAAGGAGGAGACCGCCCCCGCGGCGAAACCGGCGGGGCUGGCGGGAUUCUCGAUGAAGGCCUCCGCGAAGCCGCAAACCAAGAAUGUGUUUGCGCUGGCCAAGAAGAAUAAGAAAGUCAUGUCGGAGCAGCCGAAGAAGAUGAGCGAGGCGGAAAGAAUCAUGAAGGAGGAGACGGACCGGAAACGAGCGCGCGAGGGGUCUGGGUUCGGGGGUCCAUCCGUGAAGAAGCGCAAGAACUUUUAG
Molecule: messenger RNA, 1881 nt
Organism: Parascedosporium putredinis
Lineage: Eukaryota; Fungi; Ascomycota; Sordariomycetes; Microascales; Microascaceae
Source: the annotation of a GenBank genome assembly